CUCUUCUCUGAGACCAAAGUCCUCCUGGAGAAACAAAGGCCGUAGAGAAAUUACCCAUAGCACAAAUAUCCUGGAGAAGCUGGAGCCACGCAAGGAACAAAGAAAAGAGACAUUUAAGAGAAGAAAGAACAGGAUUCCAAAGAAUGGACACAUGGACACAGAGGACUCCAUUGAAGUAGAAGAACAGAGUGCAGCAUUCUGCCUGCAUGUAUGUCUACACAACAGAAGAAGGCACCAGAUCUCACAAUAGAUGGUUGUAAGCCACCAUGUGAUUGCUGGGAAUUGAACCUUUGGAAGAACAGACAGUGCUAUUAACCACUGAACCAUCUCUCUAGCCCUCAAAUGGGUCCUCUUGCAUGAACCUCUUAAGCGCUGAGAUUACAGACAUGCUGCUGCUCAAGAAACAGACGGAGGACAUCAGCAGUGUCUAUGAGAUCCGGGAGAAGCUGGGCUCGGGUGCCUUCUCUGAGGUGAUGCUGGCCCAGGAAAGGGGCUCUGCUCAUCUUGUGGCCCUCAAGUGCAUCCCCAAGAAAGCACUUCGGGGCAAGGAGGCCCUGGUGGAGAAUGAGAUCGCCGUACUUCGAAGGAUCAGCCACCCCAACAUUGUGGCUCUGGAGGACGUUCAUGAGAGCCCUUCCCACCUCUACUUGGCCAUGGAGCUGGUGACAGGUGGUGAGCUGUUUGACCGCAUCAUGGAACGUGGCUCCUACACAGAGAAGGAUGCCAGCCAUCUUGUAGGGCAGGUCCUCGGUGCUGUCUCCUACCUUCAUAGCCUGGGCAUUGUGCACCGGGACCUCAAGCCUGAGAACCUCCUCUAUGCCACACCCUUUGAGGAUUCCAAGAUCAUGGUCUCUGACUUUGGCCUGUCCAAAAUACAAGCUGGCAACAUGCUAGGCACAGCCUGUGGGACCCCAGGAUAUGUGGCCCCAGAGCUCCUGGAGCAGAAACCCUAUGGGAAGGCCGUAGAUGUGUGGGCCCUGGGUGUCAUCUCCUACAUCCUGCUAUGUGGGUACCCCCCCUUCUACGACGAGAGCGACCCUGAACUCUUCAGCCAGAUUCUGAGGGCCAGCUACGAGUUUGACUCUCCCUUUUGGGAUGACAUCUCUGAAUCAGCCAAAGACUUCAUCCGGCACCUUCUGGAGCGCGAUCCCCAGAAGAGGUUCACCUGCCAGCAGGCCUUACAGCAUCUUUGGAUCUCUGGGGAUGCAGCCUUAGACAAGGACAUCCUAGGUUCUGUCAGUGAGCAGAUCCAGAAGAAUUUUGCCAGGACCCACUGGAAGCGUGCUUUCAAUGCCACAUCAUUCCUGCGUCACAUCCGUAAGCUGGGGCAAAGCCCAGAUGGUGAGGAGGCCAAGCAGGGUAUGACCCGUCACAGCCACCCAGGCCUCGGGACUAGCCAGUCCCCCAAGUGGUGAUAACCAGGUGGAUGCCAAAGAAGGCUAAGUGGACUGACUCCAGCUUUUCUCUCCUCUGGCCCUUUUGGUCUCCUUCCCUGCCCCUUGUCCCCUGGGGUGGCCUCUGUUGGAAAGUCUGAGACUGUGGGUGUGGUGCAUGGCACUGGGGUAGGGGGUUUCCUCAGUAUGUCCCCCAGCCUCUACCCUUACCUAUGGUGGAAGCUCCCCUCCCCAUGUUGUUGCCACCUUCUGUAGAAACUGUGGAGGUGUUCACAAGUGAAUUUGGGGGCCAUCCUUCCUGCACCUUGCACGCCCACAUGCAUCGCAUGGCUGUUCUGUGCUUUCCUGACUGUGGGUGGUCCUGCUUGUGUCAUGGCUCUUCAGUUCCUCUUCCUCCCAACCAAUAAAGACAAACAGAACAAUG
Messenger RNA from Psammomys obesus (fat sand rat), 1818 nucleotides. It is a transcript of the gene Pnck, whose product is annotated as pregnancy up-regulated nonubiquitous CaM kinase. The record is from RefSeq and is a predicted model, not a curated record. Gene Ontology annotation, molecular function: calcium/calmodulin-dependent protein kinase activity; ATP binding; calmodulin binding. Lineage: Eukaryota; Metazoa; Chordata; Mammalia; Rodentia; Muridae. The coding region runs from base 357 to 1415 and encodes 352 amino acids. Gene Ontology annotation, biological process: peptidyl-serine phosphorylation. Gene Ontology annotation, cellular component: intracellular anatomical structure. The transcript has 13 exons.